Messenger RNA from Macrobrachium nipponense, 8631 nucleotides. Its product is annotated as protein eyes shut-like. Lineage: Eukaryota; Metazoa; Arthropoda; Malacostraca; Decapoda; Palaemonidae. Gene Ontology annotation, molecular function: calcium ion binding. The transcript is spliced from 28 exons. The coding region runs from base 208 to 7191 and encodes 2327 amino acids. The record is from RefSeq and is a predicted model, not a curated record.
UUGUGUCAUACCUGAGUGAAAGCUACGAGACUCGAGGAAGGAACGAAUCAGCUGUUGAGAGGUGACUGAAACUUAGAUACCGGCAGUGACAGUAUUGCUAAUGUGGAGAUCGCUCGUAUGCAGGUUGUUGUAGUACGUGGACGCGUGUUGUGUUUGUGUUGACCACGCACCAAGCCAUCGAACUGUAAAGGAAAGAAAAGGUGCAGCAUGGUGACGAAAGGGACUCUGGGGACAGUGAUGACUUUGGUGAUGAUGGUGAGGCACGUGCAGGCCGGAUUUUCCUGUGUGAGCAAUCCCUGCCACAAUGGCAUCUGUAUAGAUCAUCUCAAUAGCUCCUUCUCGUGUUUUUGCAUCGACGGCUACACAGGGAUGCAGUGCCAAACCAACUGGGACGAAUGCUGGUCCGCUCCUUGCAUGAAUGGAGCCACCUGUGUUGACCUCGUGGCUGACCUGUCUUGCCUCUGCGCCCCAGGGUACACAGGAGAAUACUGCGAGAGCGAGAUAAACGAGUGUCUAAGCAACCCCUGUCAAAACAACGGUACUUGCGAAGACCUGCUGGAUCAUUACUUAUGUGUGUGUCCUCUUGGGUACUCAGGAGAUAACUGCGAAAUAGACAUAAGCGUGUGCAACAACACAGGGCUAUACUUCGAGGAGGCUCCCAAGUGUCAGAACGGAGGGAAAUGUAUUGAUGGACCCGGCCUCUCCUAUCACUGCCUCUGCCCGCCAGGAUGGCAAGGAAGGUGGUGCGCCAAAGAUGUCGACGAGUGUCUGACGACCCCGUGUUACAACGCAGGCGUUUGUAUCAACACGCCAGGCAGCUUUGCUUGCGCUUGUCAGUUCGGCUACACAGGGGAUCUGUGUGAGGAGGCUGUAGUAUUCUGUGAAGAUAGUCCCUGCGAGAAUGGAGCCCUCUGUGUCAUGGAAAAUAAUAAUGCUACUUGCUACUGUGUGCCUGAUUACCACGGAUCUAAGUGCCAUCUUCAGUACAAUGACUGCCUUCCUUAUGCCCCCAGGUGCUUGAACGGAGGCACUUGCAUAGAUGGUGUGGACAGUUUCCGCUGCAGUUGCCCUAGUUCUGCUUCAGGGGAACUCUGCCAGUGCAUUACAACAUCAGAUGGUCUAGACUGCGACCCUCUUCCGUCAUGGUAUGAUGGAAAACCCUUUGAGCCAAUUGAUGAUACUAAGGAUCUCUUUCCACACUGGUUCAAUGUUAGCAAGCCAAAGAAUGGUACUGAUGGAACAUGGGAAGUUGACCUUAGCAUCAUCCCCACAGCCACUAUGGAUUUCAUACCUUACGCAACAAGUGCCUCGAGUUUAUUUGAUUUUUUCUAUGCAAGUGAUGAGGUGACUCCUAGCUAUGAUUUUAGGACGAGUAUUUUUCUAUCGACAGUAAGGGAACCGAAAGAUUUCCCGUCGUUGUCUUCUGUUCUUAGUGCCAAAGAGUUGCCUUCUGUCUCGCCAACAUUCACUGCCAGUGUGCCUUAUGCUUCAGAUGAUUAUUAUUCUGCUUCCAUUCUCCCCUACCCCAGCUUUUACCAACCUACCGUGGUAUGGAGUGAAUCUAUCGUGACUACUCCCCUUUUUCCCUCCGAGAGUUUCUUUCUGUCAACAGUUAUGUGGAGUGAGUCUUAUAAAGUGGAAACAACGCCAGUGCUUCCGGACUUAGCUUCCUCAACAGCUUUUGAAGUUGAAUUUCCAUCUGUGUUUUCAGAAUAUUUUAUGACAUCAACAUCACUGCCAGACAUAGAAGCAACUAAGGUGCUUGAAGAACCUUACUCAACACCUUCACCUGAGAUUCUUUCAAUGUCUCUUGUGUCAGAUUUCGACGUGAGUACGCCUACUUUUACUCUUCCAGUAGUUCCCCUUGAGCCUACGCCUGUGUUGAGUGUUGUUAGUAGCUCGCUAGAUAUUGUCCCGUCUGUCUUCGUAGAUGUAACUGCUUACCCUACAAUCAGUCUCUAUGACAACAUAACCUAUAGACCUGAGGAGGAAACUCUUGAAACUGAGGAACCUGUAGCCACUACUCCCCUAAUGCCAACAUAUGAUAAUGAGACAAUCAGUGUAGAAGAUACCAUUAGUGUAACUACUGAAGGUGUUAAAACAACAUUAGUGCCUGAAAAUGAGACAGAAAUAUAUGUAUACAUUGACAAUGCAACAGAAGUGAUUUCGACAAAAGAUAAUAGAACUAUAGCUUCUGAGUACCCUGGUGUGUCUACUACAGCUUACAUUCCAAUAGAUAGCGCAAACUUUACUGGUACAGAAGAACCUAUGACGACAGAGGUUUCAGUGCUUGAUGUGAAUGUCACAGAUAAGAAAUUAGACGAAGUUAGUACAACUAGUAUUUCAGUUGAUUUUGUUGAUUUGUCAACAGCUUUGCCUUUGCCAACGCCUGAUGAUGGUUAUAUUCUCAAUGUUACGACUACAGAUAGCAUUACUGUUUUUUCUAACGUUACAUUUGAGGAAGGGCUCGUGACUCCUCUUAAUGAGACAGGGAUAGACACAAAAACAGAAAUAACUCUGUCGCCAAUUACAGAAUCAUAUAACUUCACGGUAACAGAUGAGGAAGCAUAUGGUGUAGAUAAUGUCACUUCUAUCCCACUUGAUGGUUAUAAUGAAACAGUCACGGUACCACCAGAUUUGGUAACACCUUACACUGAAACAGUCACGGUACCACCUGAUUUAUUAAUAUAUAACAAAACAUUUACUUCAACCCCAGAAUCUGUGACACCAUACAACGCAACAAUUACAGUACAACCAGACUUAGGAUACACUCUCGAUAUGAAUCAGACUUUAGAUUCAACACAGGUUACUGAUAAUACAACAUUAGUGUAUACUGAUUCAUUUACUUCCGUUUUUGGUAAUAUGUCAACUGUAACUACUGAACGAGCAUAUUCACCAGAGAUUUCAACAAGGGAAACAGUGUUGCCAAAUAUCUCGAGUUCAGUAGAUACUACACAAGAGUCAUCCUCCACAAGUCCUGUGCCAGUUUACAAUGUAUCUGCAACUGACGCAACUCCUUUUAAUGCUACAGAUAUGGUCACCACUGACAGAGAUUACUUUACAGGAGACAUCUUUGAUUAUAAUAUAACUUCUGCAACAGAAGUCAGUGAUUUAGGAACGGUUGCGACAAACUUCACUACAUUAAUCAGUACAUUAUUCACUACAGACAUUCCAGUGCAAAAUGACUCAUUUACAACGGAACAUGUAACAAUAGGUGUUUCUCUUGAGGCAGAUGAUAAGACAUCUAAUGACUCAGUCACUACAGAUCUGGCUGGUGCUAAUGACACAGUUUCUUUUACAACAUCUAUUUCAAGUACAACGACAGAUACCAUAGGAUAUACUGAAUAUCCUUUACUCAAUGAUACCAUAGCAACACAAGUUUUCCCAGAAAAAGAGACCCCAGAUUCUUUGACAGUGACACAGCCUACAGCCAUAACAGUCAGUCAGCCAGCAACAGAAUUAACCAAGGACAUUGAGUCCAAUUUAACAAGUGAAUCUCCACAACCCACGGUCAUAGAGACAAUGAAUAUCACAGAAGUAACAUCAUCAACAAAGUAUGUGGAUGUUGAUCAAGUUGACUUUAGCACUGUUACGUCCAUUCUAAAUGUGACAGUCACAGAUGAGAAAUCUUUGCAUGACACAAGUACUGUUGACACAACAGACUUAACGUCAUCUACUGCCACAGCAGUUUCCAUUAUACCCCCAGAAGUGCCUCUAGUUCCAUCUGAUACAACGGUAUCACCAGAAAACAGAACUUCCUUUGUGGAGGGCACUGAAACCGAUAUGUCGGGUAGUCCUACUUCUGUUUCCCUCACCACCUUGUUUCCUGAUACAACUUUGCAGAGACCAGAGACUGAGAAACCAGAUGGAGAUCUGUUUCCUACAAUUGCUACAGAAAUUGAAGAGCCGGACCAGACGGGGAGCCCCAGCAAGAAAGAUCCAGUGUUCGAUACAACACCUCUGUCUCCAGGGGCAACUAGACCUACCGGAAGAGAUAAUGCAACUGGCAUCUCUCCUCCCACUCCUGAAGGAACUGCUGAAACUCCCAGCGGUGACUCUGCAGUGUGUGGGUCUUCGUACUGCCUCAACGGUGGAACUUGUGUUGUCAUUGAUGGCCAUUCAAUAUGUCAGUGUGCCUUCAACUACAAAGGCGCCUACUGCGAGUUGUACUUCUACAUCCACAAGCCUUACUUCGUCGGAGCCUCCUACUUAGGUGUGGACGUCGGUAGAAUGUCCUUGAGGGAAGGUGUUCAGGUUUAUGUCCAGUUCACAUCUCAAAGUGCCAACGGACUGGUUGCUUACAGCGAAGGUCCCGGAGACGUCUUCUUCAUGCUUCUUCUGAGGAACUCCCUUCUGCAGUUCGUCUUUUCCUGCGGACUCCAGACAGUGUCGUUCCUCCAGGGAAACGAGAAGCUCUCGAGGAACUUUCGCACCGAUGUCUCCGUCAGGAUGUGGUGGACGCCUUACAUUGCAGACGUGCCGUGGGGUUCAGGCAAGUGCAGCGCCUCUCUUCAGGUCAACGACACCGCUCCAAUAUACAGCGAGCAGAGAUCAUCCUCGUCAACGGUGCUCUUAGGAAUACUGUACCUGGGAGGGCUGCCCUCCUUCUAUUCCUCUCCUCUUGUUGUCAAGGCAGGGUUUCUACCAAGACUACAUGGUUGCAUUUCCAUUCUAGAGGUUAAUGGCGUUGAGGUAGACACUUGGGUCUCAGCAGUGUCCGGCGAAGGGGUUCAGGAGUGUGGUUCUGCCCUGUGUCCUCCAGGAUCUUGCAGGAACGGAGGUUCCUGCAUACCUGGUCCUGCCUUCUGGAGUUGCAGUUGUCCUCCAGGAUAUCACGGAGAACUGUGUGAGAGAGGAGAGUGUAUGGAGGGUCAAGGAUGCAACUCUGGCCGGUGUGUACCCAGCGAGUCUUCUGUCUCCCUUUGUCUGUGCCCACAACAUCGUCACGGGUUGUAUUGUGAACUUGAGCGCGUGGUGGAAAGGCCCUCGUACUCCGGCACAGUGCAAGGCUACAGCUCGUACUCGGUCUACAGGCUUGAGUACGAUACAACGCACAGCCUCGCCCUCAAGUUGCACUUCACGACUCGGGCCCUGCAACAGAUAGGCCUCCUCGCCUAUCUGGGGAAUCCAGUCCGAAGUGCCUGCCAGGACUUCCUGGCUCUGAGCCUCGUUCGCGGGCAUCUCAUGUUGACCUGGGAUCUCGGAGCAGGACCACGCCGUAUAAUGACGCCAUUGCCUCUAGAUUCCACCUUGCAUACGCACUCUGCCCUCAUUGGACGCCGUGGAAAGAGGGCGUGGCUGUCAGUAGACUCCCAACCAAAUAUGACUUCUCUCUCCCCUGGAUAUUUAUCCUCACUCAACACCAACAACUUGCUAUACAUUGGAGGCCAUGCAUCAUGGAAUAUGAGCCAUCUCCCAGCGGACAUGUGGCGUCAUGAAGGUUUCAGAGGCUGCGUCUUCGACUUGCGCGUAGCCCAAAGUCCAGAAGGUCCUUGGACAGCCCUUAGACUGGCCCAGGCAACGAAUGUCAAGGAGUGCGGCACCGACGAGUGCAAACAGCAUUCUUGUAAGAAUGGAGGAAGAUGCGUGGGAUUAGGCGCCACCUUAAGGUGUGACUGCGCCAUUGGCUGGAAAGGACCCCAAUGUGAAACUCCCAGCCAUGUUUGCGACGAUGGAAAAGGUGGGUCCUGUAGCCCAGGCGCCUCCUGUUUGGGCGGAGGGUCACGCCCUUCUUGCUUGUGUCAGCUAGGAAAGAGUGGGCCCUUGUGUGAGAAAGAGGUGAACAUCACCGACCCAAUGUUCUCGGGGAGGAAAUCCUUCCUGAGUUUGCAAGCCGGAAAUCUCAGGAACGAAGCCCGAGUCCGAAUAUCCUUCAAGCCGACCCACAAGGAUGGUAUUCUGUUCCUUGCACUUCCGAGGGCCCAACCAGGAGACUUUCUGGCCUUAAUUCUUGUCAACGGAUCCCUCCAACUCUCUUAUCACUUAGGAUGGAGAGCUCCGGGCUUGAUUGUGAUUCAGUCGCAGGACAAAGUAACGCUCAAUGAAUGGCAGUCGGCGACCUUUACCAGAAGGGGAAGUGAUGCAGUAAUCAAUUUCAAAGGGCGCGCCACGACAGCUCCUCCUGCACACCCACGAAACACGCUGCUCAAUGUCCACCCGGAGGUUUUCAUUGGGGGCGCUCCUGACCUGUCCUUGGUGCCUUCGGCAGUCGGUCCAGUUGCCAGUCGAAUUCCUUUUCGGGGCUGCGUGAGGGAGGUCAUGAUCAACGACCACGACUACGACCUGUCUGCACCCCUUGGGGGAGACAUUGUAAGAGGAGCUGGACUUACUGACUGCGACGGGACGGCCUGUGGCAGACACGUAUGUCUACACGGCGGCACCUGCACUCCUGUCGGGGACACCUUCGUCUGUAGCUGCACGCCGGAUUACACAGGCGCCCGAUGUCAGCUGUCGAAGGCCUGUUUGGACCACUCGUGCACCAACGGGUCAACCUGCAUCCCCUGGGAUUCCCUCGGAGCGAAGAAGAGGAAGAAGAAGAAGAGGCAGCUCCAUGACCCCACAGAUGACCUUCCAUAUCAGUGUCUUUGUCCGCCGGGUCUAGUUGGUGAACGGUGCCAAGCUGAAAAGGAAGUCUCUUCAGUUCGCUUCAGCGGGGAGAGUUUCGCGGUCGUUUUUCCCGGUCCGUUUGGUAACCCGGUCCCGAACAGCGACUCUCUGGCCGCCAAUUUCAGCACGAAGUCCCUUUACGGCUUAAUCCUCUGGAGGGGAGAGGUCGACUCUCCCGGAGAAGAUUACCUGGGAGUAGGUUUGGUCGGAGGUCAAAUAAAAGUGGUCUGGUACCUCGGCGGAGGAUCUGCAGGGCAGCUCACCACAAAUGGUCCUGUCGUGUCGGACGGAUCUUGGCACAGUCUAGUGGUAACGCGGACGGACGCUACUGUCACCGUUUUCCUUGAUGGUCGUGCCAUCAAAGGAAGGAUUCCUGGCUCCUUCAUCCAGCUGAAUGAUCCCAAAGGGGUCAUUUUCGUAGGAGGAUUUUAUCCCGGGAUGUCGGUCACUUCGGGGACGGAAGGACACUUCCACGGGUCCUUCGUCGGCUGUAUAAGGGAUUUGGUAGUACACCAGAGUUCGUCCCCCGUCAGGUUUUCGGCUUUAAAGCAGGGGCGAGAUUUACAACCCUGUUCUUUGCCGUAAAAAUCUGAUUAGAAAAAAAAAUGUGUACAAACACCCUCAAGGUCUUCAUGAGUUUACAGAAUAAUUCAUCUACUUGUCUUCACAUUUCUGUAAGUCAGCUGGUUUGGCAAUGUACAAAAAGGAGGAAACUAGGAAUUUGCUAAUAGGCAAGGAAGAUUUAGGCCUAGUUCAUCCGUUAUUUCUCGAGCAUUUGAUCUUUGAAGGCCAAAAUUUGAUUUCAUAGGUUUUUUUUAUCGUAUGGAAGAGAGAGGCGCAGGUGUUAUGCCCAGUUUCCUCUUUAUGUAAUGAUGCUGACCCAUUGUUGGUCACAACGUUGUUAUUUUACUAUGAAUCAUCCAGAAAUUAGUUACAGGAAGCUACAGAUCUGCCUAAUAUAUCUUCCGAAGAUGAAGUACUAACCACUAUAUUUAUAAGAUGAACAUAAAGUCCCAUGAUAUAACAAGUAACAGAACCGUCCUGAAGCACGUUAGCCUUUUGUGUACUUUUAGAGUAAUUGAAAAUAAGAUACAAAAUUGCGCUUGUUUUGUGUGUGUUAUUGCUUUUUUGUUUGUUUUUGUUAAUUAAUCUACGAAUCUCUGAGACACAGCAACCAUACUUGUUUACUGUAGGGAUUGUUUUGUUUUUAGAAAUAGUGAUGAAAACUUACAUAAGUAAAAAUUCUGUUAGAUAACUCUCGAUGACGGCAUUGAUCGAUGAUCAUGGCAGAAAAGUGACAAUUAUAAUUUUUAGAAUAUUUUGGAGAUGACAGAGGGAGGUUGAACGAUAUCGGUUCUUAAGACUUGAUUACAUUCAGCCAAACUUUGUGGAAAUGCGUCUUAAAUUAGUAUAAUUUGCCAUGAUAAUCGUAUCUAUCAAAUGAAUGGACACAACCAAAGAAAAGUUUUACUUCCAUGUUGUUGGUUUGUUUUUGUUUUCUCGUCGAUUAUUUAUUGAUAUAUUCUUAGGGUGUUUUUAGCAUAGUUAACUGUGAAUGUGCAUUGUCAUUCCGUCCUAUAUGUCACUGCCAGAGGCUCUGAAACUGUUUCCGCGUCUCCUAUAUCUGAGAUUAUACUUGGAGAUUUUUGUGAGAAGGACAAUCUUCAUCGUUGAAUUGAAUUGUUGCAGUCGUGGUGUAAAUAGCAUUAACUGUUAGAUAAUAUAUGAAUAUAUUUUUUAAAAUUUCAGAGUUUUAUCGUGCAAGUGAAAGUAAAAAUAUAGCUUUAAGAUGUUACAUUCAUGCAAAAUGGUUUGUAGCCAUAACGAACCAGGAUGUUGUUAUAAGCGGUUAAACGUUCAGAGUUAGUUUACCUUAUGUUCUAGAAAUAAAUUAUUGUGCUACAUCUAAGGAUUUAAUUUUAACGUGCUUUUUCUUUUUCGAUAUUGCGAUAUUCAUUUUUAGAUAAGUUCAUAAGGUUCUUAAGUUGAUAUAGUUCGAAAAAGAGAUGCAGUUUAAAUCCAAUC